AUGGAUUUGGUGUCCGGUUACAAGGGAAUGGUUGGGCUUGUUUUCGGCAACGAGAAUUCUGCUUCUAAUGAAGAUAGUUAUGUUGAACGGUUGCUUGAUCGGAUAAGCAAUGGUGUCAUACCAGACGACAGGAGGAAUGCAAUGGCUGAGCUUCAGUCUGUUGUUGCUGAAAGUCGGGGUGCGCAGCUAGCAUUUGGAGCAAUGGGAUUUCCUGUACUUAUGGGUGUCUUGAAGGAGGAGCGAGAUGAUGUUGAAAUGAUUCGAGGGGCCCUAGAAACUCUUGUUAGUGCUUUGACCUCUAUUGAUCAUACAAAAGGGCCAAAGAAUGAGGUCCAACCUGCUUUAAUGAAUACUGAUUUGCUUUCUCGGGAAGCAGAAAACAUCUCUCUUCUUCUCAGUUUAUUGUCAGAAGAAGAUUUCUACGUGCGAUACUAUACCCUUCAAAUUUUGACUGCGCUCCUCACAAAUUCUCAAAAUAGUUAUGCUGGAAAGCCUCUUUCUGAGUUCCUCUUCAGGUUACAGGAAGCAAUUCUGACCAUUCCACGUGGCAUAACUCGGCUCAUGGAUAUGCUUAUGGAUCGCGAGGUUAUAAGAAAUGAGGCCUUGCUGCUUCUUACUCACCUGACUCGAGAAGCUGAGGAGAUUCAAAAAAUUGUAGUCUUCGAAGGUGCUUUUGAGAAAAUUUUUAGCAUUAUUAAAGAGGAAGGAGGUUCAGAAGGCGGUGUUGUUGUGCAGGACUGCCUUGAACUAUUGAACAAUCUUCUUCGCAGCAAUGCAUCUAAUCAGGUGCUCCUGAGGGAGACGUUGGGCUUUGAUGCUAUAAUAUCAAUUUUGAAGCUACGUGGAACUGCUUACAGUUUUACCCAACAGAAGGUUAGACAGUUGACUGCCAAUGAUUUUAAUAUUUUUCUGUAUUUUGAAUGUUCUUGGAUGUUUGGGCAUGUUGUCGUGGAAGCCUUACCGGUGAUUUUUGCUGUUUCUGAAACAAAUGUCAUCCCAGUAGACAAUUAA
Molecule: messenger RNA, 1011 nt
Organism: Dovyalis caffra
Lineage: Eukaryota; Viridiplantae; Streptophyta; Magnoliopsida; Malpighiales; Salicaceae
Source: the annotation of a GenBank genome assembly